AUUGAAAGUCAUCGUUGAACUUGCAACAGAUUAUAAGCUUGACAUUGAUAUUUCAGCGGACCUUAUUGCCAAACUCAUGUUUCAUAAAGAAAACCCAACACCACCUGAGCUUCAUUACUCUGUUGAAGCACCAAGCCCAUCAACAAAUGGUGGGUCUUCAGGUUCAACGGUGGGACUUCAAGUUCCUAAACGCGAGACUAAAGCCUUCGUGAACCCAUCAACAAAUGGUAGACGAGUCAGUGAAUUAAGAGAACUUGAGAAAUUGGAGCUGCCUACUUGA
Messenger RNA from Arabidopsis thaliana (thale cress), 280 nucleotides. RefSeq lists its product as uncharacterized. The record is from RefSeq and is marked reviewed. The transcript is spliced from 3 exons. The coding region runs from base 77 to 280 and encodes 67 amino acids. NCBI's taxonomy places the organism in Eukaryota, Viridiplantae, Streptophyta, Magnoliopsida, Brassicales, Brassicaceae.